Messenger RNA from Trematosphaeria pertusa, 1846 nucleotides. Its product is annotated as kinase-like protein. Gene Ontology annotation, biological process: protein phosphorylation; mitotic DNA damage checkpoint signaling. The transcript has 2 exons. Gene Ontology annotation, molecular function: protein serine/threonine kinase activity; ATP binding. Gene Ontology annotation, cellular component: nucleus. Lineage: Eukaryota; Fungi; Ascomycota; Dothideomycetes; Pleosporales; Trematosphaeriaceae. Bases 36 to 1412 code for a protein of 458 amino acids. The record is from RefSeq and is a predicted model, not a curated record.
AACAAGUGCCACAACAACACCACAACGCGAGAAAUAUGGCAAAGGCACGCGCGCAGGUACAGCGACAUCAAGACCACAUAGAGGUCCACCAGGAUGACGUGAAAGAGGAGGACCCAGAGGAGUUAUUAGAUGAAAGCGCCGACCCGCUCGAGGAAAGCGGGCGCACCGUGGACACGAGCGACGAAGAGAUAGACGACUCUGUCGCUGAGGAGAUUUCACGUUUUGAGGACAGCUUCGCGGGCAUUAACAAGCGGUACCGACUAAUCAAUCGCAUCGGAGAAGGUACCUUCUCGACCGUCUACAAGGCGGAGGACUUAGAGUACAACAGCUACGACAACCGAUGGGAUAUCGAUGAACGAGAGCACCGCAAGUGGGCGUCACCUUCCAGUCGAAGGCGCUCCUCCCGCCGACCCCACUACGUCGCCAUCAAGAAGAUCUAUGUCACCAGCAGUCCCAUACGCAUCUUCAACGAGCUAGAACUACUCCACGACCUGAAGAACUCCGACUUAGUUUGUCCGCUGAUCACCGCAUUCCGUCACCAGGACCAGGUCGUUGCCGUCCUUCCGUACUUUCAACACGCGGACUUUCGCGACUACUACCGCGACAUGAAGAUAUCAGAGAUGCGCCUCUAUAUGAAGAGCCUGCUCACCGCCCUACGAUCAACGCAUAUGAAGAAGAUCCUCCAUCGCGACGUCAAGCCAACCAACUUCCUCUACAAUCCUCAGCAGGCGCGCGGAGUGCUUGUCGACUUUGGUCUCGCGGAGCGGGAAGGUACAGACUGGCACCAGUGCGCUUGUGCCCUAUCGUCUGAAGAACGACGAUACAGGAUUGCUCACAGCGUUUAUGCGCAGAGCCAGCAAGCCGGACACCAGACAUCCAGUUACCCAAAGAACGAUACGCGAAACAGCCGUCGCGCAAACCGAGCGGGUACUCGUGGCUUCCGCGCCCCAGAGGUGCUCCUCAAGUGCACUCAGCAAACUUGCUCGAUUGACAUGUGGAGCGUUGGUGUCAUCCUACUAACAUUGUUAACGCGCCGCUUCCCUUUCUUCCACAGCGCCGAUGACAUCGACGCGUUGCUGGAAAUCACUACUAUCUUCGGUCGGAAGAGGAUGAAGGAGACGGCCAUCCUGCACGGCCAAGUUUUCGAGACGAACAUUCCAAGCUAUAGCGAGCACGGUCACAGCCUGGAGAAGAUCAUCCUCUGGUGCACCGGCCGUACCGGCGAUAAGUCAGGACCCAAGAAAGAGCUAGACGAGGAAGAGAAGGAAGCCGUGCAAUUCCUGUACCGCCUCAUGGAGUGCGAUCCCAUGAAGCGAAUCACUGCCGACGAGGCUCUCCAGCACCAAUUUAUCACCAAAGCGUAUGAGGAUAGCGAGGCGGAGGACGAAAUGGUUGACCUCGUGGAGGUCUGAGUUGUUGUACGAUAACGACGCGAUGCGGCAUGACUUCAGCACGUUCAGCAGCAUAGGCAGGCGUAUGGUUUGGAAGGAAGCAUGCUAUCUGGUGUUCACUUCUAGGGUCCCUGCAUUUAUGGGUGAAUGGCCGACCGAUUUGUUACUGCGAUACCCUUCAGCUUUGUAUGACAUAGACACGUUCGGAGCAUUACUUCCAAAGGUGGAGAAUUAUUUACAGUCGGAUAUGAUAUCUAUACCGCACAAAUGUUGACCUCGGGGGCUUUAUCAUACAAUGGCGCGCCCUCAUCUCUGCGGACCUCCAAUGAUGCUACGUUAUACAUGGCGUAUCCUACACAAGAACCCAGAUAUCUCGCAAUUUUGAGCAUAAGCUCACGCCGUCUGUACACUCGCCUCCCUAACUUUCUUCUCCGCGCCCCUCUCCUCCUUCGUCU